Messenger RNA from Drosophila yakuba, 1409 nucleotides. RefSeq lists its product as uncharacterized. The transcript is spliced from 3 exons. Gene Ontology annotation, cellular component: nuclear body. Gene Ontology annotation, molecular function: DNA binding. Gene Ontology annotation, biological process: positive regulation of DNA-templated transcription. The record is from RefSeq and is a predicted model, not a curated record. Bases 41 to 1147 code for a protein of 368 amino acids. Lineage: Eukaryota; Metazoa; Arthropoda; Insecta; Diptera; Drosophilidae.
UAGAUACAUUUUGUUUAUACUUUUCGAGCAUAAGGACGAAAUGAUUGAGGCCCGCACGAUGCAGGACGUGUCGAAAUUCGAAUCCAACCAGAUUAUCUCGUCGAAGGUACUCCGCGGCGAGUACCGGCUGCUCCGGCGCAAGCAGCGCGGCUCCGUGUGGAAGGUCUACCGGGAAAUCGUGCGCAGUGAUGGUGCCAUAAUCAAUGGACUCUACUUCUGCACGGGCUGCAAGCGCGUCAUGCGAUCCUUCAACACGUCCAAUCUGCGCACCCACAAGUGCCAUUUGGACUACUUGCGCUCCGAGGACUCGUGCGAGGAGGCAGUGACGGAAAUCCAUUCACCUAUCAUAGACGAGUCUUUGGAGCGCCGCCUGAGCUGGAACUCCUUCCAGCCGUCGGAGUGGUCCUUCCACGCAGUCGAACUGCUCCUGGAGCUCUGGGCACAACACUGCGUCGAUUUGCGGGACACACGUAAGCGGGUCAAGGUUAUCUGGAAAAUGACCGGCGAGAUGAAGGCGCUGGGAUUCACGUUCACGGAAAUCAAGAACAAGAUUGAUGACAUGGGUCAACAGUAUCGACGAGAAUCGCAUAUGGAAAAAACGACUGGAAACAAAUCCGAGUGGGAAUACUACGAGACCCUAAAGAUGAUAUUUAAUUCUGAUCGCAACAUAAUUGAGAGUAUGCCCUUGGAAAACUCUGGAAAUGUACCUAGCAGGACCAGCGAACAGAAUUCAUUUGGCAGUCAACUUGACGAACAAUUGGUGGAUACAAAUUACUUAAAGCCGCGUCAAGUACAUCCCAGGGAAAGGGAUGACUUCGAUACAAACGAAUCUGCGGAAGAAUCGCAAGAAGACGUGGAUGAACUGCGAAUUCUGAAGGAUAACAUUAUUAAGGAAAUAGAGGAGUCAUCAACUGUGCAUUCACAAGAGAACUAUGAAGACGAGCUCGAUCAACAGAACUCCAAAACCGAGGAAAUGAGAAGAGCUAAACGCCAAAGAGCAGCUAGAAUGAUGGAAAUAGAGGAGGAAAAGCUGGUCAUUGAAAAGAAAAAAUGCAAACUGAUGAAAUUUUUUGUGCGAGAGAUGUCGUCGUUUCAUAAAGACUUUAUGGAUCUUCUAAGUAAUCCCAAAAAAGGAUCACAUUCAUAAAUACCUGUUCGCAAGUUGAGUGAUUGCCCAAUAAACUUCUUACCUUCAUAAAAUAUGUAGAAAUCAUUAUGAUUUUGCAUUGAAAAAGGGCUUUUAAGUGUUUAGUUUUCAAUUUUCGACGUAAUGUUGAAAAGCAUCACAUUCGACGAAUUUUUUUUAAGAAUUUAAGUAACAAAAAGUUUAAAUAGUUCUCAUUUCGGCAGUCACUCAAUUUAUAAAUUCAAGGCUACGAGAAUAAAGCACAUAUGAUUAAGAAAAAAAA